Beta vulgaris subsp. vulgaris (sugar beet) is the source of this 2044-nucleotide messenger RNA. Its product is annotated as putative disease resistance protein At1g63350. Bases 528 to 1598 code for a protein of 356 amino acids. Gene Ontology annotation, molecular function: ADP binding. Lineage: Eukaryota; Viridiplantae; Streptophyta; Magnoliopsida; Caryophyllales; Amaranthaceae. The transcript has 2 exons. The record is from RefSeq and is a predicted model, not a curated record.
AGUAAUUCCCUGUAGGCUGUAUUGUAUCACAAAGGUGUUGAACCAGAAUCACUGAGAAUUUAUCAAAAAAAGAAUCACUGAGAUACCUUUUUGAUUAGUGGAGAAUCUCUUACGUCUGACACUGCCACUGGAGUGAGAACUUGAAAAGUCUUAGUGUUGGAGUUACUAGAUUGUGCGGCACAGGAUCCAAACAUGGAAAUUACCAAGGAUCCGGACCUUCAAAUUCAUCCAAUCACCUUGCUUCGGAUGCAGCUUCUUCUCAUCAAAUUUUCUGACUCCAACUUUUUUUCUUUUCAAAUUUUACGCGUUUUGAUAUCUCAAAAAAAAAAAAAAACCCGGGAUCAGAGUAAUGCGGAGAGUAGGAAGUUACUCGGAACAAGCAGAUUAAUGAAAAAUUGAAAAUGACAGUACUUUCUUCUUCUGCUUUUAUUCUGAAUUCUGUAGAAUUGAUUUUGAUAAAGAAUUCCUUUUUUUUUUUUCAAACCACAAUUCAAUCUUCAACUCUUUCGAAAAAGGUUUAGCUUCCUAUGGAUCAAGUAAAUAUUUUUGUGGGAAUUUGGGGACUUAUAACCUAUCUAAAUAUAGUCAGUCUUGAUGAGAUGAAAAGAAUUCUUGAGGGUGAAAUUGAAUGCUUAAGUGCCAAGAUGCUAGACGUUUCUAGAAUAACCUCUUCCUCUCAGGCUCCACGGGGCAAGAAGCGAAAACAAGAGGACUGUCCCUGGAUGACUGAGGAUCAGAAUCUGGUGGUGAAAUCUCGAUGCUUGUUAGGGCAAGUUGGAGGAUGGAGAAGCUUACUCUUAGGUGCAAAGACAAGAUGGGAGGUUUACAAAUUGGUAUAUGCUUUGAAAGACCAUGACAUAAAGGGUAACAAGGUCCUUAAAGAGGCCUUGUCUGAUGCCCGAGGCUUGUGUCGUGGUUAUCAUAUGCCAGUGAAACAGUUAGUGGGCCGAGUUGCUUCUAGAACUUUGGACUAUCUUAAGGUUUUGCUGGAAGGUGAUGAGGCUGGUAGAAUUGCUAUUUAUGGGAUGGAAGGAAUUGGAAAAACCUUUUUGAUGAAGCACCUGCACAACUGCGCGCUAAACAUGUUUGAUUAUGUUUUCUGGGUUUCUUUCCCUGAUGUGUUCACCAUCAAGCAUCUGCAAGAUGCUGUUGCUGCAGCUGUGAACUGUGAUAUUUCUAGUGCUGAUCACUUGUUUGUAAGGGCUAGUAAACUGUCAGACACACUUGCUAAUCUUGGUAGAUUUGCAAUUUUUUUAGAUUGUGUACCAAAAGCUAAUUUUUCUCUGGAACAGGUUGGAAUUCCAGUCCCUACAAAAGGGAGCGAGUGCAAGCUGAUAUUAUCUACUAGCUCUAGCUUAGAGUACAAAUUUUUCGAUUGUUUUCAAGCAGUUGAAAUUAAGCGACUUCCAAAGGAAGAUGCAUACAUGUUGUUUAUGCGUGAAGCAAACAUUAGGGAAGGAUCUAUUUGUUCCUUUGAUGGCAUUCCUCGUUCACUUGCUGAUAGGUGUUGCAGAGUGCCUCGUAGGAUUGUGGACAUAGCUACUCGUAUGUGUGGCAUAAAUGAUCCCCAUGAAUGGAGAUUUGCACUAUUUGAAUGAGGAACGGGAUGAAGAAUAAACAUGCGAAGUGAGACAAGAACCUCUAUCCCAAGGUUAGGUUAACUAGGAAAUCAAAGUAGUGCUUCUAGAGAAGAUCUAGGCAUCGGUUAGGAUCUGGUUAGGUCAAAUGAGAGGAUAAAGGAAUCAAUUGAAUGUUUUUUUCUGUGGGUUGUCAGAUGUUUCUCCUUAUAAGACUAGUGUUUGAUAAUGAUUAUCUAAUAUGAUUAGGCCAGCCUGCUAGGGGAGCUUGGUGUCGAGAGAAUGGCUUGAUUGUUCUCUAAGUCCUUUCCACUGAUUGGUGUUCACUGACGUUGUUGGUGGGAGUAAAUAAUUAUAUUUAUAUUGAUGGAGGAGUUUAAAAGGUGGUAGAGAAGACAUCCCUGAUAAAUUAAACUGAGGCAUCUCACUUUUAUUUUACGGCUUUACCCUGUUUUGUAAAAGUUCGG